AUGGCCCAGCUGCGGUGCCCGCUGCCGCGUCCCGGAGCUCCCACUCCCAAAGCGCUGCUAAGAAAGAAAGAAAAUGGCGGCCGGCGGGACCGGAUCACAUUCUUGCGCGACCAUCGUGCCGUGCAGGGGGCGGGGACACCGGCAGGGAGAUCUCGCGAGGCUAGGGGAAGGGGGCGGGACGGACGGAAUCAGGGGCCCGGGGUGGGGUGGAGCUGGGGCGUGGGGCGCGGCGCGGAAAUUCUCGCGAGACCUGUAAGUGACGCCGAGGGGGAUGGCGUUCGGGUGCCGCCUCCGUCGCCUUUCGUUGCUGCUGGCGGCUGGGCGCGCCCCCUCCGGCAAGCAGGCUUGGGAAAUCUAAGUUCAUUUCAAGACAUUCGGAAUGGGGAAAGAUAUUAUUCCAUUUUGGGGAUUGAAAAAGGAGCUUCUGAUGAAGAAGUUAAGAAAGCUUACCGAAAACAAGCCCUCAGAUUUCAUCCGGACAAGAACAAAUCUCCUCAGGCAGAGGAAAAAUUUAAAGAGGUGGCCGAAGCCUAUGAAGUUCUGAGUGAUCCUAAAAAGAAAGAAAUCUAUGAUCAGUUUGGGGAGGAGGGUUUAAAAGGUGGAGCUGGUGGGACUGACGGACAAGGAGGUACCUUCCGGUACACCUUUCAUGGUGAUCCUCAUGCCACGUUUGCAGCAUUUUUUGGUGGUUCCAGUCCUUUUGAAGUCUUCUUUGGUAGAAGAAUGGCUAAUAGUAGAGAUCCUGAAGAAAUGGAAGUAGAUGGAGAUCCUUUUAGUGCCUUUGGUUUCAGCAUGAAUGGGUAUCCCAGGGAGAGGAACUCAGUGGGUUCAUCCCGACCCAGGCAAGACCCUCCAGUUAUCCACGAACUUAAAGUAUCACUUGAAGAAAUCUAUAGUGGUUGUACCAAACGGAUGAAGAUUUCCCGAAAAAGGCUGAACCCUGAUGGGAGAAGUGUUCGAACGGAGGACAAAAUUCUCACCAUUGAAAUAAAAAAAGGAUGGAAAGAAGGAACAAAAAUCACUUUUCCAAGGGAAGGAGAUGAAAUGCCCAAUAGUAUUCCAGCAGAUAUUGUUUUUGUCAUUAAAGAUAAAGAGCAUACACAAUUUAAGAGGGAUGGAUCAAAUAUUCUCUAUCCUGUCCGAAUCAGUUUGCGGGAGGCCUUGUGUGGCUGCUCCAUCAAUGUCCCCACAAUUGAAGGAAGAACCAUCCCGAUGUCAAUAAAUGAAGUUGUGAAGCCUGGAAUGAGGAGAAGAAUUAUAGGCUAUGGACUGCCCUUUCCAAAAAACCCUGACCAGCGCGGCGACCUGCUCAUAGAGUUUGAGGUGAACUUCCCGGACACCCUGUCUUCAGCAUCCAAAGAAGUCCUUCGGAAGCACCUUCCGACCUCCUAGGGGGAUGGCUCACUCACUGGGUUACCAGGGUUUUGGCAAGGCAUUGAAUAGACGUACCAUAGACAGAGUGGGGUGAAUGCCUCAAAGGUUCGGUGAUAUGCAUGAAUAGAGAGGGUCAAAUAAAGGGCAAAAGGGAAUUUGCAGUUAAAUAUGGAGAGGAAAACCACUUCCUGUAUUUUAUUUUCUUCUUAACCAGAAAUUUCAUUCACAAUUUUGCAUACAUGUAAAAUUUAGUUGUUUUGUGAAGUUAGUGUAUAUAUUGCUAAUAAAGUACUCGAAUAUGCAAGUACUUUAUUUCUUAUAUAUCUACAUCACCAAUAGGAGAUGCUGCCAUUUAUACUGGAGAGCAGAAUUUAUAGAUGAAAUGACAUGUACUCUGCAUCUUCAGGACAUUGUAGAGAGGCUAUUUAAUAAGAGAGAAAUUAGGUUUAAAUCCGCUUCUACAGUAGUGCUAUAGGGCUGGUACCCUGACAGAGAAAUUGCCUGGUAGAUAGAUUUCAUUACUUUGAUUUUCAAAAUGUGAAUUUAUGUCAAGCUAUUUUUUCACCUGUGGAAAUCCUAGUUGCCUGAACUACUGGGUAUUUUGAAAAUAUCAGGCUCAUUUAAAAUGUCACAUGUGUGAUUUUUAUCUGUGAAAGUGGAAUACAUACAUACAUAUAUAUAUAUAUAUAAAUAUAUAUGCACGUAUGUGCAAACAUAUGUCGGGCUUAUGAAAUUAUAGACUCAGCAAGCACUGACGUAAAUGAUCUCUUUUAAAGUGGAUGUGCUCUUCAGGGCUCUUAUUGAAUUCAUUUUUCAGCUCUGUAACCAUUCUCAUAGUAUACACAAUCAUAUGCUGUAUGAGUUGGUUUAAGUAGUUCCCAGAAAGGAACAAAUAAUAACUACUAUAGUGUUAUAAUGAAAAUACAGGGAAGAACCAUACCUGCUGCUUAUAAUAAUGUCGCUACUAUAUAGUAUGUGUAUGCAUGUGAAAUACUUUGUUUCCAUAUGUACAGUAAUGUAUUUCUCAUGUUUUUAAUUUAAAAAUUGUAAACUUAUUUUAAACUUUCUUUGCUUUUGUUAUCAUAGUGAGAAUGAUCUUUUGAAGCAAUGUGUUCAGUAAAAUUAUCUGAUCUCUGAGUCUAGAUUUAUUCUGCCUGUCAUAUUUAUAGUACUUUGUUAGAUUUCAGUUAUGCCAAGUAUAUGGAAUCCCAUCACAAUUUAAAAAUCAUAGUAAUGAAAUAUUUUAUUUCAGAAAUGAGAUCUUCAGUAGUUUAUACUUUUGUUAUAACAUCAAAAGCUUAUAAAAUAGCAAUGAAUUAAAUUAUUGCAACUUAAUCAUUCCAUUUCCUCAUUCAUAAAAGAUUCCUUGUGGCCACGUUUCUCAGACUGAAGUCAGGAGCCUUCUCAGAGGCAAUAGAAACAUUGCAUGGAGGCAUGGUAGCACAAUUCUGUCCCAUUUGCCUCUUCGUUCUUUGGUCCAUCCCUUUACCUUCCCCUUCUUCCCAGGUAACACCACCAUCACCACAUUUCCAACCAUCUGAUCCAGUUAAUUUCAUCUGUGUCAAUAUUACGUUUAAUUCUUACCAUGCCAAACUGAGCGAUGAUAUAAGAUAUAGGAACUCUUCAAAAUAGAUGACAUAAGCACUUUUGGGGGGGGAGGAGAGGGUCAUAGAAUAAAAAUAAAAUUAUUGCUUUAUAGUCAUUGAAGUUAUGUGGACUUUAAAAGAAAAAAAUCUACCGUGUCCAUUUCCUAUAUGGCUUCAGAUCCCCAAAUCCCACAUUUAUAGGGGACUUACUGAUAUUUUGGUGCAAUGAAAUGCACAAAGGAGAUUCUCAACAAACAUUUAUUAGGCAGUGAAUGAAUCUAGAGGCAAAUUUGGAUUUUAAAGUAGUACUCUUUAGUGCAUUAGACUCACCCAUUUCUAGAAUGAAUACUAAGGGGCCAUACAUUCUAGCACAGUUGUGAAGAAAACACUUUGUAAAGCUUCAGAAAAUGCUCUACAACGGUUAGCUGUGAGAGGGAGCCAUCUUAAGGUGGUCCAUUUCUCUUGUCCAGAACAAAGGAGGUGUUGGGAGACUUUCACCUAAGAUUGACCAUAGACAUUGACUUUUGGAUAUUGUUUACGUAUAGCCUUUUUUGGAGACAAGGAAUAGAGCUUGUUUUCAGUUGUUUAUUUGUAGGAGAGGAAUUGCCUUAACUUUGGAUGAAGGAAACGUAAUAAGAAAAUGGCACUGUGCUUAUGUCUUUAGUAAAUUGUUUAUAGUUACUAAUGUAGAUCUUUAUAACCAAAGGACUAUAACUUUCUCACUGAAUAUAAUACUUCAAAAUUGAGAUAUCCAUUAAAUUUAGCAGUAAAAAACUUGUCUGAGGUAUAAUAACCUCAGAUGUAACACUAAGUAUGUAGCUUGCUAAUUUCAAAUUGUGUCAUACUUUAUCUGAGAAGCUUAGGUUUUAUAGAUUUAAAUAUAAUUUUGAUGGUCAUUGAACAUUAGCUAUAAUUAUUGAAGUAAAAAUUAGAGUAAAAUAAAUGUCAAUUUCAUUGCUAUUUGCAGUAGUUUAAUAACUACUUACCCUGUGGUCCCUUAACAUUUUACUAUAGAGGCCGUGCAUGUUUGUUUAAAAUGCAUUUUGAGAUUUUAUUAAAAACAGUGUGUAAACUCUGUAGUUCAAAUUAUGCCAGUUAGAAAACUUCUAAAAUAUAUAUUGCAAGACCAAAGUGGGCUCAAUUUUCUUUUCAGAAAACAGUGAUACUUCUUUAUGUCAUGUAUUUGUGCUUUUGUUGGAUUGGGCUCCCAACAGUGUUAUUCUUAGAGAGUGAGGCCUAGUGAGAUUAACAUAGCCAGCCAAUGUCUAUGGUUAGAUUUGAACUCAGGUUUUCCUGACUCCAAAUCUAGCAUAUACCUGUAAGACUUGAUUAAUUAGCAACAAACAAGUAGCAUAUAAGAAUUUCACUUAUGAAUUUUGUGGCUUUUUAAUAAUAGUACUGUUGCAUAUUAAAGGAGCCAUAAAAUUGAUAAAUUUAAAAGAAUAUUUUAUAUAGUAUGAGUAUUUAUUAGAAUUCUAUAGUAGUUUUAUCCAAAAAACUCAGAGAAUAUGUGCCAACUUUAAAUGAGAUGAUUCCCGAGUUAAAACCAAAACCAAGAGACUGUUCAUGGAACAAUAAUAAAGCUAAAUAAAAUGAGA
Molecule: messenger RNA, 4558 nt
Organism: Trichosurus vulpecula (common brushtail)
Lineage: Eukaryota; Metazoa; Chordata; Mammalia; Diprotodontia; Phalangeridae
Gene: DNAJB4
Product: DnaJ heat shock protein family (Hsp40) member B4
Cellular component (GO): cytosol
Molecular function (GO): protein-folding chaperone binding
Source: RefSeq, a predicted model, not a curated record